This is a messenger RNA of Miscanthus lutarioriparius, 1077 nucleotides long. NCBI's taxonomy places the organism in Eukaryota, Viridiplantae, Streptophyta, Magnoliopsida, Poales, Poaceae. The record is from the annotation of a GenBank genome assembly.
AUGCCUGCCGGUAAAGCGCCCAAGGGAGCGCGGAAAGCAGCUCCGGCGAGCGGCAGCGACCGCAUCGGCGCUCUCCCGGACGAAACCCUACACCACGUCCUCUCCUUCCUCCCCGCGCAGCAGGCGGUGCGGACCUGCGUGCUCGCCCGGCGCUGGCUCCACCUCUGGAAGUCCGCCACUGGCCUGCGUAUCGUCGGCGCCGACGGGGAGGCGCCGGUGCCCUUCGAGGAGGUCCGGGAGUUCGUCGACAGCCUCUUGCUCCUCCGUGGAAGCUCACCUCUGGAGACAUUUGAGCUCAGGGUCGCCGGAGACGAUAUUGACGUUCGCCGCGUGCGGCUCUGGGUCAGGUAUGCCGUGCAGUGCAAAGUCCAGGUCCUGCGGCUCAGCUUCCUUGGGAAUGCCCAUGUAGGUCCUGUGGCUCGGCUGCGGCCGGAUGACCCACCCCUCGCCUCCAGGCACCUGACCAAGCUAGAGCUUCGCGGCCUAGUGUUCAAUGAUGAUUUUCUUGACUUCUCGAGAUGUCCUGAGUUGCAAGAUCUACAUAUUCAAGACUGCAGCUUGGAGCAUGCCGAAAGGAUCUCAUCCCUGUCCUUAAGGCAUCUAAAUAUCAGAGGCGCAUUCAACCCGAGUUCCCGAGCACGAAUUCUUGCCCCGAAUCUUGCUUCAUCGGUGCUGCUCACUUUUGGCAGGACCCCUGUACUUCAGAAAAUGCCCUUGUUGGUUAAGGGAACUGUUGGAAUCCGUGGGCUUUGUGAAGACUUAUGUAGCAGUCCUGCUCCUAACUAUGUCAGCUACGUGGACUUUGAUAAGAGCUGCCGAGGUUGCAUACGAGAUGGCAGUGCCUGUGUGAUUUUGCGUGCUGUGUCCCAAGCAGAGGAUUUGGUGUUGAUAGCUUCCCCUGACACGAUUCACCUACUUGAAGCUAAUGUGCAAAUUAAAGGAAGGUUCAAUCCAAAUGAGCUACCAUCAACCAUAUCAUCACACGUUAAGGAAGUUGAAAUCAUUUGUGGAGGGGUUGAUGGAAACGUUCUUAAAGUUUUGAGGUUCCUGAGCAAACUUAACAUCAAUUUAGCUUAG